AAUCGGUCCCUCUAACAGAGAAAUAAAUGGCGUCCUUGUCUCCUUGGACGAGGUACUCAUUGUGCCGGUCGCUUCGAUAUUGCAGAUCAAGUGCAAGCUCAGUUCUAUUCUCCAGGGAUUUAUUGCGUAAUCAAAAUGGCAUUGCUGGAAGUGGAAGUAGCAGAGACAACUGUACAGAAGCGCCGUCUCCCUCGUCCUCUGACGGCAAGCAAAAAGCCAGCAGCGGCAAAGCCGUGACGAUCAGCCGAGCCAUGCGGGCGUACAUGGAGAGAGCUAAAGCCCACGAUGACAUGAUGAAAGCCGAGGUCGCGGACUAUGAGAUUGGGAAACGUCACCUGGCCAACAUCAUGGGGGAAGACCCAGACAGCUUCACACAGGACGACGUCAACAGAGCUAUUGAGUACCUGCUUCCCUCCGGCCUGUUUGAGAAAAGAGCCCGGCCCAUGAUGAAGGAUCCAUAUGAGAUCUUCCCCAAAAAGAAAGCGGCUCAGUUUGGCCUUGACGGUCGACCCUAUCACUGGCUCUACUUUACCACAUCGCCCAAUUACUACGCCCUCCUUUAUGACAUCGCAUGGAAGAUGGAGGAUCUGAAAGCAGAGGAAGACAGACUAGCAGAAGAGAAGGACGGGAAACCAGACCGUGAGAAAGAAUCUAGUGACUUCACUCUGGCACGCAGCGAGUGGAUCACACACCAGCGACUGAAGGAUCUGCUGGUGGAGAACGUCCCGGAGAAAGAG
Aplysia californica (California sea hare) is the source of this 737-nucleotide messenger RNA. Its product is annotated as 28S ribosomal protein S9, mitochondrial. The record is from RefSeq and is a predicted model, not a curated record. Gene Ontology annotation, molecular function: structural constituent of ribosome; RNA binding. Lineage: Eukaryota; Metazoa; Mollusca; Gastropoda; Aplysiida; Aplysiidae. Gene Ontology annotation, cellular component: ribosome; mitochondrial small ribosomal subunit. Gene Ontology annotation, biological process: translation.